This is a messenger RNA of Panicum virgatum (switchgrass), 994 nucleotides long. RefSeq names its product E3 ubiquitin-protein ligase Os03g0188200-like. The record is from RefSeq and is a predicted model, not a curated record. The transcript has a single exon. NCBI's taxonomy places the organism in Eukaryota, Viridiplantae, Streptophyta, Magnoliopsida, Poales, Poaceae. Bases 188 to 853 code for a protein of 221 amino acids.
UUUCUCUGCCCCGCCGCCGGCGCUCUCCACAUGAGAACGCCGUCGCCGCGCGCGCUGAUCCGCGGCUCCGGCGACGCCUAUUAAUUUCUUCCCGCCGCGCACCAGCAGGCAGCACAGCAAGCGUGAACAAGCGAGUGCACAUCGAGUCUCCUCGACGGAGCAAGCUUCUUUUCAGUGAUCAUCAUUCAUGCCGACCCUGCUCUCCGCGAGGUCACGCCCCACCCGCGGCGUCGUCGUCGGCGAAGGCGACGGCGACGGCGGCGGCGCGGGACCCGGGAGCCGAGUGUGCUACGGCAUCGCGGCCUGCGCGGUGGCGCUGCUCCUCUUCUGCGCCCUCGCCGCCUCCGUCAGCGUCUGGAUGGCGUUCGCGUUCGGCGGCCUCGUCCUGGCCGCCUUCGCCGUCGCCGGCUGCCUCGCGCCGGGGGGAGCGCGCAUCGGCCCGAGCGCCGAGAGCGAGGUCGCGGCCGAGGCCGUGGACGCAGCGGGAGCCGCGGCGCGGGCGCGGCGCCGGUUCGGGAUGCCCAAGGCCGCGCUCGACGCGCUGCCGACGUUCGCCUACACGCCUCAAGGCGCCGCCGAUCGGGGCGGCGACCUCGAGUCCGGGGCGGCGGCCGGCGGCGAGCAGUGCCCGGUGUGCCUGGAGGACGUCGAGGCCGGCGAGGUGGUGCGGCGGCUGCCGGCGUGCAAGCACCUCUUCCACGUGGGGUGCAUCGACAUGUGGCUGCAGUCUCACCGGACGUGCCCGGUGUGCCGGUGCAACCUCUUGCGAUCGCAGCGGCAAGUUGCUGCAGUAAAAGCUGCCGCCGCGGCGGGGGCGGCGGCUGAAGAGGAACAGCCGGCUGACGAUGCCUAGCCACCGGUGUAGACAACGACUUCUUUCAGCGCGUGCAUAUCAGCCCUUAUUUUAGGCUUAGAUUAGAGGUGAGGUGACAUGUAAGCACAUAGAUAUUGUAUGUACUCUCGUUGAAAAACAUAAUUAUUGCCGGUAGUUAGG